This is a messenger RNA of Solanum stenotomum, 540 nucleotides long. RefSeq lists its product as uncharacterized. Bases 1 to 540 code for a protein of 179 amino acids. Lineage: Eukaryota; Viridiplantae; Streptophyta; Magnoliopsida; Solanales; Solanaceae. The record is from RefSeq and is a predicted model, not a curated record. Gene Ontology annotation, biological process: negative regulation of catalytic activity. Gene Ontology annotation, molecular function: pectinesterase inhibitor activity. The transcript has a single exon.
AUGGCUUCUCCUUUUACUUCAUAUUUUCUUCCUUUAGUACUUGUCGCAACCAUUUUCAACUUUCAAACUUCUUUAUGUGACAUUCGUGCAGAUGAGGCAUUAAUAACAGGUAUAUGUAGACAAGUACAAGAUCUUCAGUUUUGCUUAACCACUUUUAGACAAAUUAUACCUUCUCAUCCAUAUGUUCCUGAAGAAGUAACUCGAGCUGCUAUCAUCAAAUCAUUACAAAAUGCUAAUGACAACCAUGCUUUCGUAGAGACAGCUAAAGCAAAUGCAAAAGACAAAGAGACCAAAGAUUUGUAUAGUAUUUGUGACAGCAGUUAUGGAUUGUUGAUAACCGUGCUUCAAGAUGCUGCUAAAUCAUUAGCUAACAAGGAUUAUAAUGGCUUAGAAAAUGACCUUUCAAAGUGUCCCCAAUUUGUGAGUGACUGUCAGAAUGUACUUGGUAGUAAGACAACACCUGAAAUGUUAGAUAGAAGUAGAAAACAAUUUGAUCUUGUAUUAAUGGCAAAAAUUGCUGAACAACUCAUUAAAAAAUAG